Durusdinium trenchii is the source of this 654-nucleotide messenger RNA. The record is from the annotation of a GenBank genome assembly. NCBI's taxonomy places the organism in Eukaryota, Dinophyceae, Suessiales, Symbiodiniaceae.
AUGAGCUCAAUGCGGGCAGCAGCUGCACAUGUGCAAGAGGAUCAGUCAGAGCAGAAUCCCUGUGAGCAUUGCUUAGGUAAACAGUUUGCAUUUAGACGUGCGGCCUGGAAGAUCAUGCCACGAGGCAACGAGCCUUCGCCUGUGCAGCUCAGUGAGGCGUCGCGUCCAGAUGAAGGUAGCCAGAUCGCCUCGAAUGGAUACUCUGGCAUCAGCUGUAGUUUGGCAUCCCCAGCGAAGGCACAGCGGCGCCUUAUGUUGGACCCCACGUGGCUUAUCCUCGCCGACCCACGAAGCUCCGAUGAGGCUGUCAUUACUACAGUUUGGCCAUUGUGGCAGGUGCAGUCGCUCAUUGACAGGAGCGACCCAAGAACUCUUCAGAUUGGCAUGAAUGCCCACCAGCCGGGCAUGAAGCACGGAGAAGCUAUCGCGUACAAUCCACCAAUCAGCACCUACUUCACGCUAACUCUCAACUUCAGCGAUGUGAAAGCAUGCAACGAGGCAGCUGUGCACCUGCAAAUGCGGCGGCUGGCUAUUCGAACUCAGAUGUUGCAAAAGGCAACUGGUUUCAUUGAGAAAUGCCAAGCUGGCCAAGAUGGUUUAGCGGAGCAAGAUCCACCUGUAGCAUUAGAAUCGGUGAUAGCAAGUGUUUUCUGA